Messenger RNA from Melozone crissalis (California towhee), 7681 nucleotides. RefSeq names its product myosin XVI (gene MYO16). Bases 301 to 6075 code for a protein of 1924 amino acids. The record is from RefSeq and is a predicted model, not a curated record. The transcript is spliced from 35 exons. Gene Ontology annotation, biological process: negative regulation of G1/S transition of mitotic cell cycle; neuron projection morphogenesis; phosphatidylinositol 3-kinase/protein kinase B signal transduction. Gene Ontology annotation, molecular function: protein phosphatase binding; ATP binding; actin filament binding. Gene Ontology annotation, cellular component: nucleoplasm; myosin complex; perinuclear region of cytoplasm. NCBI's taxonomy places the organism in Eukaryota, Metazoa, Chordata, Aves, Passeriformes, Passerellidae.
UUAAAUCUUUCUAUUCCUGGGGAUGGGGGAUUAGGAGCGCUGUCAAUCAAUUGUGCUACAAUAGCACGUGCAGCAGUCAUGGUUCAAGACGCACAGAGGUUUAUCGUAACUCCAGCAGCCGGGUGAGGGUGACUUGGAAGCCUCUGCAAGAUCCUGGAACAGAAACUGCGCUGAAUAAUGUAUUCUGAGGUGUACUGGAUACCUGAGGAAGGGCUUUAAAUAAUGCAUUUUCUGGGCAUGACAGUUGUAGCAGAAGAGAAUGCUGAAACCUGUAGCGAGACUACAGCCUGAGAUGAAAGAAUGUCUCAUUACCAUUUUAUCAAAUGCUGCUGUUUCCAGCUAUGUAAUGUUUUUCGGACCCAUGAGAUGGAAAUUGAGCAGUGCUUGCUGGAGUCCCUCCCCCUGGGCCAGCGGCAGCGGCUGGUCAAGCGCAUGCGCUGUGACCAAAUCAAGGCGUACUACGAGCGGGAAAAAGCUUUCCAGAAACGGGAGGGCCACGGGAAGAAGCUGAAGCAUGGAAAGAAUCAACGAGUUUGCUUUAGUCCUGCUGAUAUGAUACAGGAUGCAAUCAUACGCCACGAUGAUAAAGAAGUGCUACGACUGUUGAAGGAUGGUGCUGAUCCUCACAUGCUUCUCUCCUCAGGAGGCUCCUUGCUCCAUGUGUGUGCUCGCUAUGAUAAUGCAUUUGCUGCAGAAAUUCUAAUUGACAGAGGAGUGAAUGUAAAUCAUCAAGAUGAGGAUUUUUGGACAUCAAUGCAUGUAGCCUGUGCCUGUGAUAAUCCUGAUAUUGUCCUGCUACUGCUACUAGCUGGAGCAAAUGUGCUUCUGCAAGAUGUUAAUGGAAAUAUUGCACUUGAUUAUGCUGUAGAAGGGACUGAAUCUAGCAACAUCCUUCUGAUGUACUUGGAAGAAAAUGGUGUAGAGCUGAAUUCCUUACGCCAAAUGAAGAUUCAGAGAGCUAUGACCAUGCUUACAGAUGUCCGACAGCUCAUCUCAAGUGGAGGGAGUGUGAAUCAGAAGAAUGAUGAAGGAGUUACCCUGCUGCAUGUAGCCUGUGCUAACGGAUACAAGAAUGUUGCAUCUCUGAUACUGGAUCAUGGGGCUGAUCUCAAUGCAGGGGAUAAUCAGUACUGGACACCCCUACAUUUGGCUGCAAAGUAUGGACAGACCAAUCUUGUGAAGCUGCUUUUGAUGCACCAGGCAAACCCCAAUCUUCUUAACUGCAAUAAUGAAAAGCCUUCAGAUGUUGCAGCAUCUGAUUUUAUUGAGGAAAUGCUUCUGAAGGCUGAAAUUGUUUGGGAGGAAAAAAUGAAAGACCCUUUAGCUGCUUCUACUUUAUCUCAAGAAGAGCCAUAUGAAGAGAUCAUCCAUGAUUUGCCCACAAUUUCCAAUAAACUCAAUCCCCUGGCUUUACCAAUUGCCAAGCAAGACAGUUUGCUGGAGAAAGAUACCAUGUUCAAAGAUGCAGCUAAAGGCUUGUGUAAGCAGCAAUCUCAAGACAGUGCAUCUGAAAAUAUCACUGUGAACACCACAACCAAACUUGAGCAGAUCAAGCUGAUGCCUCCAGCUCCAAAUGAUGACCUGGCCUCUCUGAGUGAGCUAACAGACAGCAGCCUACUUUACGAGAUUCAGAAGCGUUUCAACAACAAUCAGAUAUAUACCUACAUUGGUGAUAUACUGUUACUUGUUAACCCGUUUAAAGAACUUCCUAUUUAUUCCACCAUGGUCACUCAGCUUUAUUUAAGUAACUCUGGAAAACUGUGUUCCUCACUUCCCCCACACAUAUAUUCCUGUGCUGAAAGAGCUUACCACAUGCUAUUUCAGGAGCAGCGUCCCCAAUGCUUUAUCCUCAGUGGAGAAAGUGGUUCUGGGAAGACUGAAGCCUGCAAACAGAUAGUGAAACACCUCACUUGCAGAGCCAGCUGCAGCAGAAAUGCCUUUGAUACAAAGAUAAAACAUGUAAAUUGUAUCUUGGAGGCCUUUGGACAUGCUAAGACACCCUUGAAUGCUUUGUCCAGCUGUUUUAUAAAGUAUUUUGAACUACAGUUUUGUGAGAGAAAAAAAACAUUAAUUGCAGCUAGGAUUUAUACGUACAUGUUGGAGAAGUCUCGUGUUGUUAUCCAACCUCUCAAUCAGAGUAAUUUUCAUGUUUUUUACUUGAUGAUGGAUGGAUUGUCUGCUGAAGAAAAAUACACCCUGUACCUCAGUAAUUUAUCUGCACACAGGUAUCUAAGCCAGACUGCAUUAGAAGAGAUGUUAGCAGCCAACCCUCAAAACAGGGAGAAAUUAACCAUACUAAAGCAAGCUCUAGGUGCUCUGGGAUUCAAUAGCCUGGAGGUGGAGAACCUGUUUGUGAUUCUGUCAGCAAUUCUGCAUCUUGGCGACAUUCGCUUCACGGCCCUGACGGAUGCUGAGACAGCGUUCGUGUCAGACCUGCAGCUCCUGGAGCAAGUGGCAGGGAUGCUGCAGGUUUCACCAGAUGAGCUUGCUUCAGCCUUAACAACUGAUGUUCAAUAUUUUAAAGGAGACACGAUUGUUCGGAGGCACACUACAGAGAUUGCAGAAUUUUACCGGGAUCUCUUGGCAAAAUCUCUCUAUUGUCGUUUAUUUAGCUUUUUAGUCAACACAAUCAACUGCUACCUUCAAAAUCAAGAUGAGAGUGUCAGUGACCAGGUGUUUGAAAUUGGAGUAUUAGAUAUUUUUGGAUUUGAAGAAUUUCAAAAGAAUACUUUUGAACAGCUGUGUGUCAACAUGACCAAUGAGAAGAUACACCAGUACAUCAAUGAAGUGCUUUUCCUACAAGAGCAAGCAGAAUGUGUACAAGAGGGAGUUGCCAUGGAAACAGUGUAUUCUCCUGGUAACCAUACCGCAGUCUUGGAUUUUUUCUUUCAGAAACCAUCAGGCUUUUUGUCAAUGCUGGAUGAAGAAAGCCAAUCUAUUUGGUCAGUGGAACAGAGUCUUUCUAAACGCAUUCAGUCUUACCUGGAUACAUCAGAUACAAAUACAGUUUAUUCUUCCACAAAAGAUGGAAAUGGUAACCUUGCCCCAAAGGAUCUGGGCUCUACCUUCACUGUUAUGCACUAUGCUGGGAGGGUUACAUAUGAAAUUGCUGGUGCGAUAGAAAAAAAUAAAGAUUCCCUUUCACAAAAUCUCAUAUUUGUAAUGAAAACUAGUGAAAAUGUUGUCAUCAAUCAAUUGUUCCAGUCCAAACUGACGCAAACAGGAUCACUUGUUCCUCCUUAUCAUUCCCUUAAAAUCAAAGGUUGUAAAGCAGCUUUGCUCAGUAAAAAACCAUCUGUAGCCUGUGCAAGUGGAGAAGCAAAGAAGUAUAUUGAACUCAGCAAGCUGUUGAAAAAGAAAGGAACAUCCUCAUUUCUCCAGAGACUGGAACGAGGGGGCCCAACCACUGUGGCAGUACAGCUCAGGAAAUCACUUGCAGAUAUUAUUGGGAAGCUGCAGAAUUGCACACCACAUUGCGUUCAUUGUAUAAAGCCUAAUAACUCCAAGUUGCCAGAUACCUUUGAUCAUUUUUAUGUGUCCGCUCAGCUGCAGUAUAUUGGUGUCUUAGACAUGAUCAAAAUUAUCCGACAUGGGUAUCCAGUACGUCUCUCUUUCGCAGACUUCUUGUCAAGGUAUAAAGAUUUGGCUGAUACAGCAGCAGGAGACAAGAAGAAGUUGAGUGCCAAGGAGAGAUGUCGUCUUGUUCUUCAGCAGUGUAAAUUGCAAGGCUGGCAGAUAGGAGUUCGAAAAGUGUUUCUUAAGUACUGGCAAGCUGACCAUCUCAACGAUUUGUGCCUUCAGCUUCAGAAGAAAAUUAUAACCUGCCAAAAAGUUAUAAGAGGAUUUCUAGCUCGCCAGCGCUUGCUACAGAAGAUGAGCAUCAAACAGCAAGAGGUCACCUCAAUCAAAAGCUUCUUGCAGAAUGCUGAGGAUAUGGGAUUGAAAACAUAUGACAACUUGGUGAUCCAGAAUGCCUCUGACAUUGCUCGGGAAAAUGACCGGCUCCGCAACGAGAUGAACGCUGCUCACCACAGGGAAAAGGGAGACGCUAGAAACAGGCCAGAAGAAGGCCAGAAAAGAGCUGAAGACAAGGGUGGGAAGGUCUCUGAGGACAGCUUUGCCGGCUGUCGAACCUCUAAGCACUUUCACUCCAGCUCCGUGCCUGUCCCCAUGGCAGUGGAUGGCUUGGCGCAUUCUGCCGCUGGGUCAUCCAUCAGAUCCCCCUCCCUGCACUCGGUUUUCAGCAUGGACGACAGCAAUAGCCUGCCAUCUCCAAGGAAACAGCCUCCUCCCAAGCCAAAGAGGGACCCCAACACACGACUGAGUGCCUCCUACGAGGCUGUUAGUGCUUGCUUGUCGGCAGCUUCUAAGGAAACCGCUAAUGAAGUACUGACCCGUCCAAGACCACACAGUGAUGACUAUAGUACCAUGAAAAAAAUACCUCCCAGAAAACCAAAGCGAAGUCCAAAUACAAAACUUAGUGGUUCUUACGAAGAAAUACCUGGCCAAAAGCCUGGGGAUGUAAAAAAAGCAAGCACAGUAGUUAAACCAAGUGUCUACGACACUGUGACAGUACAGAGAACAGCUGCUACUGAUGGGCCACAACACGGCGUGUUGAAUCUCUUUAUGUCACAAGAAGAGGAGGAAAAUGAGCCUGUCUAUAUUGAAAUGGUAGGGAAUGCAGUGAAAAGCAGUUCUGCUGAAGUGGAGAGUCCAGAACAAGGAGAGUCUGUAUAUGAAGAAAUGAAGUAUUUUCUACCAGAAGAAGGCAGCAAUGGUAAUGGAAUAAUUCCAGUAGUGACUGGAUCUCCUCCUCUGUUGUUUGAAAGCAAAAAAAAUAUUAACAUUGAAGAUGGAACAUUGGAUGGAAACAGCCAAGCAGCUUUGAUCUAUAAAGACUCAUGUGACAUUCCAGCCCCUUUCCCUAACUUGCUCCCCCACAGACCACCACUUCUUGUAUUCCCUCCAACCCCUGUCACAUGUUCACCAGCCUCUGAUGAAUCACCUUUAACACCACUGGAGGUCAAAAAGCUUCCUGUUUUGGAAACCAACCUAAAAUACCCUGUGCAGUCAGAAGGUUCAAGUCCAUUAUCACCACAGUACUCCAAAGGCCAGAAAGGGGAGAAUGACAGACCAGUAUCUCCAGGCCUGAUUGUGUUCAGUGUUUCCACCAAAGUGACUCCUCCUUCCACACCACCUCCUCCACUGCCACCACCCCCUCCUCCUGUACCACCUCCUGCUUCCUACCGGGCUUCCAUACAUUUUGCAUCUCCUCCAGAGACUUGUGCUAGUUUUCUGAUUAGUGCAGGGAAAACAGGUACAAAUUCAGAUCUGCCAAAAGUACCUCAGAGAACCACUCCUGCUCAGCUUGGAGGCUCGUCUUCUCCAUUUUCCAAACUGCCUUACUCCCCAAAGGUGGCAAGAGCAGAGCACAGGAAAUUGAACUCAAAUUCAUCAUCUUCAUUUUCAUACAGCCCUACAAACUCAAGGUCGUUGACCAGUCCCCUUGAUGAGUUAACUAGCUUGUUCAACUCAGGAAGGAGUGUGCUACGAAAAUCUGCAGCAGGACGCAAGAUCAGGGAGCCAGAAGGUGCUGAAACUAAUCUGAACUUGAGGAGCAGGGAAGAUCCAAAUACAUCAGAUCCUGGAUCAGAAACACAGGAUAAAAAUGCAAAUAAUCAUGGAACUCAGUCAUCUAAUCCAUUGUCCAGUUCUGUGACUGCUGAAAAUGGAAAUUCAGUAUCAAAUGGAUUACCAGAGGAAAAUGACUUUUCCAGACUGUCUGCCAGCACUACAGCAGGCUCAUCUAUUCAAAGGCACAGGGAGAGCCACACUAGUCAGGUAAUUCAUCAGCUUAGACUUUCCGAAAAUGAGAGCGUGGCUCUACAAGAGCUUCUAGAUUGGAGGAGAAAGCUGUGUGAAGAGAGAGAAGACUGGCAGCAAAUAUUGCACAAUACUGAGCAGAGAAUCUCAGCCCCACCUCCACCCCCCUGUAAGAAGCCGACGCUGCUGAAGAAGGUAGAAGAUACCUCCUGCAACAGACUCUCUUCGGGCAUAUGGGAUACCACCAUAUGAGUCAGAUGUGUGUUUGCAGACUGUUAGGAAUGGAACCAUCUAAUGACUUCAAUCUGCACAAUCAGCAAGUUUCCUUCCCUUCACAAAAUGUGCAGGGAUUUUUUACAAGCACUAACUCAAUAGCACAGGCUGGAGGAGUUGUUUAGAUCUGUCGUGUGUGCGUGUGUGUACAUGUGUGUGUUUGUUCUUUUCAUAUAUAUACAUGUAUACAUAUAUGUGUGCACCAGCAAGUAUAUAUAUGUAUGCAUGUGCAUAUAUGUAUGGAGACAAACUGCACUAUCUUAAAAGUACAAAACAGUCACUUGGAGUUCUCCCAUGGACAAUGAAGAAAAUAUGUUAAGCAAAUGAUGAUGGGGAGAAGUGACUGACAGACAUUUUGGAGAGAUCAGGAAAGUCUGUGUGCACACUGUACAGCUGUUUUAUACAGUACAAAAAUAUGUUUCUUGUUCUCUAAUGAAUGGGUUUAUUAUCUUACAUGUAUACAUAUAUAUAUAUAUAUAUAUAUAUAUUUCUUUGUAGAUGUCUGUGUUCCAUGGAGAUUAUUUACAUGUUUUUUUCUGGUGUUUUAUGACUUCAUGCAAUUGGUGCUGUCGUUCUUUCUUCAAAAUACAGGUAAUAAAUUCAGUACUUGCAUUUUUCUUUUAUAGAUUAUCUUUAACAACAUACCAAACAGUUUCAACACUGUGUUAUUUUUUUCAGAACUGGCAAUAUCCUUUCUAAAAUCCAAUCCUUAAAUUCUUGCAGAGCUCCUAUGUGUAGGAGUGAUUUGGUGCUGUUCGCAGUCAUGAAUUAGAGACCAUUACUUCUUUUUGAUGGACCUGCAUUUCUGAAUGUGUGAACUGUGAAUUUGAAAUUACAUCUCAAAUCUUAUUCCAUUCUGGGUUAUGUAAAAUAAUGAGGCAUUCAUUUAGAUUAUAAGUGUGGUUUGAAAUUCAUAACUGAUUAUGCAUAAGGUCAGGUGUCAGUGGAAAGAUACAUAGUGGUAAUGAGGUAUGAAAAUAGGUCUGUGAUUUACUGUUACAGGCCAGAAGGCUUUGCAGAGAUGGGUAUAUCAAAGUAUUAUGUCCUUAUUACGGUAGCACAGUGAUGCAUUUAUACCUCAAAUUUCGUGUAAUGAAAUGGUUUCAGAAAUUGCAGCAUUCUAGUUAGUGUAGAUGAGUUCUGAGCAGUAAUGUUAAUUUAUGGAAAACAUGCUGCUGGGAACUUGUCAGUUAUUACCUAGCAGUCUUUCAAAUACUGUUUUGCCACUAAAAGGUGUAAUUUAUAUAUAUUUAAUUGUACUUUUCUGGGCUACUUAUUUUAAGUUCUUGGAGUAUGUAGAGCCAGUGUGGAACUCUUUUCUUGGCUGCUUGUCCCAUUCCUAUUGAGAUGCAGGAAAAAGUGCUACCAGUUUUGCAAGUGGAUAUAAAACAAAUAUUUUCAAAUAUAAGCUAGGUCUAAAAAGGUGCACUCAUUCUUGUUGGAAGUUGUGGGAAAAGGAAAAAAAUCCAUAGAGGUGUAGGUUUUUCCAUCAUGUUUGACAAAAUUUCAAUCAGGCUGAAUAGUAAAAAGCAACCACAUGCUUCUUUGAUUGUUUAUACAAGGAAGCAGCAAAACUCAAAUUGUU